Messenger RNA from Hypanus sabinus (Atlantic stingray), 8803 nucleotides. Its product is annotated as double C2-like domain-containing protein beta. Lineage: Eukaryota; Metazoa; Chordata; Chondrichthyes; Myliobatiformes; Dasyatidae. Gene Ontology annotation, cellular component: membrane. The record is from RefSeq and is a predicted model, not a curated record. The transcript has 9 exons. Bases 354 to 1535 code for a protein of 393 amino acids.
GUGCUUCCUGUUUACUGCUUAGUUGCUAGCCACUGACAUCACUGUCUCCACCUCUCCCAAUCAAUCUCUCAUACACUGAGUGAGAGAGGGAGACACACACACACACACACGCAUUCAUAGGCUGAGCAGCAGUGUUAGGAAGAUAAGGAGUGUCCGUAAGCAGCGAGGCGGCAUGCACAAGGUUUCUACAACUCAAAGCACAUAAGCAUCCUCUCUGAACGCUGGCGACUCAGGUCUGCCGUGUGACAGAAGCGCUUCUUACUCUCGCUGCUCUUUGCCCAAUUCAAGAUUCAGGGUGGCUUUUCCCGUCUGUCUUUCUUUUGCUGACUGCUGUGUUGAAAAGGGUUGCAUGCAUGACAGUCCGAAAAGGAGAAAAAAUGGCCAUAAGCAUCCAGGAGCAUAUGGCUAUUGAUGUCUGCCCCGGUCCUAUCAAACCUAUCAAACAAAUCUCUGAUUACUUCCCUCGUUUUCCUCGUGGUCUUCCUGCAGCUGUGAGCCGCAACAACUCUAUGCAUUCCACCAUCAGCCAGCCCUCUGUCACCCAGUCAGAGUCUACAAGAGAGGAGGACGAUGUGGACAAAUUAUUUGGGGCUUAUGGAGCUGCGUCAGCUAUAUCUCCCAAACCUGAAGAGGAGGCUGAACCUGAAGGCUACGAAUCUGACGACUCCACCACCCUGGGUACAUUAGAUUUCAGUUUGCUGUACGACCAAGAAAACAAUGCUCUCCAUUGCUCAAUAAACAAAGCCAAGGGCCUCAAGUCAAUGGACCACAAUGGACUUGCUGAUCCUUAUGUCAAAUUGCAUUUGCUCCCCGGUGCCAGUAAGGCAAACAAACUAAGGACAAAGACUCUACGAAAUACUCUGAAUCCAGUCUGGAAUGAGACUCUCACUUACUAUGGAAUCACUGAUGAGGACAUGAUACGAAAGACAUUAAGAGUUUCCGUUUGUGAUGAAGAUAAAUUCCGUCAUAAUGAGUUUAUUGGUGAGACCCGAAUUCCACUGAAAAGAUUAAAGCCAAAUCAGACGAAGAAUUUCAACAUUUGUCUGGAGAAGCAACUGCCAAUAGAUAAAACAGAAGACAAGUCACUGGAGGAACGAGGUCGGAUUCUCAUUUCCCUGAAGUAUAGCUCACAGAAAACUGGGCUUGUUGUUGGCAUUGCGCGAUGUGCACAUUUAGCAGCUAUGGAUGCAAAUGGCUACUCAGAUCCCUAUGUAAAAAUAUAUUUGAAGCCAGACGCGGACAAGAAGUCAAAGCAUAAGACAGCUGUCAAAAAGAAAACCCUUAAUCCAGAAUUCAAUGAGGAGUUUUUCUAUGAGAUCAAGCAAGCAGAUUUGGCUAAGAAAACUCUAGAAAUAACUGUUUGGGAUUACGACAUAGGAAAAUCAAAUGAUUUCAUUGGUGGGGUGACGCUUGGGAUUAACGCAAAAGGUGAACGUUUAAAGCACUGGUUUGACUGUUUGAAGAGCAAGGACAAGAAAAUUGAGCGCUGGCAUACUCUAACCAAUGAACUCCCAGGGUCUAUUCUCAGUGACUGAUGCCAGGCGUCCAUUGCUAAUCUUGCUCUGCAGCUUGGCACAAGACGAGGAAGGUUAUAUCUGAGAGUAACUGCCACAGAAAGGUUGGGCCUUUUGCACUUUUCUUUUCAGAACUAAGUCUCUCCGGGCCUCUUCACGGAUACCUAACUUUGCCUGGUAAUCUUGUGGCUUACAUAUUGGCUUAUGUACAUGUUUACAUGCAUUUGUGUAUCUGAGCACUUGGGAUAAAUUUCAGAGGAGUCCCUUUGGAUGACUUUUUAUAAUUGGUUUAGCACCAGGAAUUACCUGCUUUUGAUGACUGAUACUUUUCGCAACCCAGGCCGAGCAAAUUAUUUACUGUUUUUUGAAGUGUUUAAAUUUUACUAGGACACAGGAAAGAUGUCUAGAGUACUUAAAUUUAGCUUUGCUUUCUGCUGCAGAAAGAUGAGCCAGUUCUAGAAGAAGUUGCACAAAGGAAUGGAUCCUGUCUUAAAUCUUGUCAUAUUUUGGAGUAGUAUAGUACUUUUGAUACAGUAUUGAAGAACGAUGGCUGUAGCUGUGGCCAGUUUUCCUUAAGUCACAAUUAAUGUAGUGAAAGCAAACAUAGCUUCUCAAUAUUCAGAUAAAAUAACUCACGAGUAUAAAGUAAAGCUUUGAGAUAUCACACACUAAGUAAACAGAACAUGCUCCACAUGUUAAUUAUGUUCUUUUCAUCACUAGAAUUGGAAAGGAAUGGUGUAAAACUCUUCUGCAUUGGAGGCAUGGGUUUAAAUAGAGAACAGGUGUUGAAUAAUUCAUCUUGGUCCUAAUGAAGCAUUUCACUAUUAUUAGGUCACCUCAAUAAAUCUUGCAUCCAGUUAGAAAUCUAUAAAACAAGACAGCUCUCAAUUAAAUGUGUUGUACUGCAAAUCCUGUAUUGAAUGUGAGGUGAAAAAUGUUGGAAAAUAGUUAACCAUCUGAAAAAUAAUAGAGUUUGUAUUUGUAGGAUCCAGUGGGACUAAUUAACUAUCUCCUUUGAAAAAUCACCACAGACUUGAUAAGAAAAUAAUCUUCUAAGAUGUUUCUUUCUUAGAUUACUGAUGUGUGCUGUUCCCAACCAGAAGCAGGACCUCCACAUCCAGCACAGAGCAGAGAAUGUUUUGAGCAGUGUAAUUUAAUCAAUCUUUGUGGAUUUUUAUUAAAAAUCUGCAUAGUGCCCAUGCAAUAUUGCUGAACAAUUCUGGCAGAACCUAAUCUGCAUACAGGCCACUUGAAAGAGCAAAAUGACCGUAGUAUCCCAAAAGCUGUCUCAAUCUCGCAAACACUAGCGGAUCAAAAAAAAAUGUACCCUAAAUAUAGAAAUAACAUCCAUAAAGUGCUUCACACAUCCUCAGGCCCUCUGCAAGCUGCAGUAGACAGCUUGCCUUUGAAUAGUAGCCACAUUUGCUAUGAAGGCGUGAAGUUUAUUUUCAAAUUGAAACUUGGGCACCUCCAAAAAUUUUUUUGACUUUCGAUUUUUUACUUCUGCUACUUUGACCCUUCUUCUGGUCUGGCUUCCAAAACGAAUUUAAUUUCUCCCAAAAAUAACAGUGACAUUUUAACUGAGAAAAUGAAAGUCAUACCAGCGACUCCAGUCCAACUUUGUAGGAAGCAGUAAAUCUAGCACCAGGCGCAUCACCUCGAUAUGUGAACUGACAUGUUUUAUAAUAUAACUUACCAUAGUUCCAAACGUCCGACAUUUGUAAGUUGGUUGUCCCAGUUACCCUGUCCCUUGCAAUACCGCACUUAGUAGCAAGUGCCAAGUUAGAUGAACUGCUGUGUUCUGAAUUAAUCAUUUGAAAUAACUUUCCAUUUUAAUAGUUUCAGAGCACCUAUAUAUGAAAUGAAACACAUAUAAUUAACCCACAAAGUCCAAUCACACAUAUACAUGAGCCUAUCAGACAUUAAUGCAUAUUUGUCAGGUUUGUCUUGUAUUUUAAUUUCCAGUAAAUGCACAUUGAAACUCCUACUUCAAAAGAAAAUUGUGUGAAUGUUCGAAUAGCCAGAAUGUUACUACUUUGGAUGCAGCCUCUAAUUGCAGGUCCUGCAUUUAGUGACUUUUACUGUAGGGGUGGUCCUGUCAAGAUCCACCCUCUCUCUAGCAUCUGACAUUUCCUCCUGAGAAAGACCCUGUGGAGCAGUUCGGUUUUCCCCUCAAGCUGCUUCCCCUGCAAGUUUCAACCAGUUCUAGAAAUGGAAGGAAAAUUUUGGGCAGUUUUGGUGAUUGGGUGGAUAAGCUGCACCCGAAUGACGUGGAUGCAACCCCUAUAGGAUCCACGUGACUAAAAAGCCAGUGCAGAACAGUUCUGCCCAGUGAACAAACACUUGCAAUAAAGGGCUGAAGUUUAUCUCAUCCAGUGGCUUCAUGAAGUAGCACACAGUAUCACAGUCCACACACUGACCUCAUGAAUCAACAUCUUCACUACAGCAGCCUUCAACCUUCAGUUUCUUAGCCACUUAUUUAGGGAGAUUUGGAAAUUGUUAAUCUUUUGUCCCUCAAACUUUGGAAAAUACUUUGUGAGGAAUUGCUUUUUGAUGCUGACUAAAGGCAUUCAGCUACCAGUUGCCUUUAUUUGACCUCAUUUCUUUACAUUUUCUCUCUUUAACCAUUAGAACAGAGGUCCCCAACCUGGGGUCUGUGGACCCCCCGCUUCAUGGUAUUGGUCCAUGACAUUUUUUUUUUAAAUGGUUGGGAGCCCCUGCACUAGAAGUUCCCCAUACCCAUGAUUUGUCCCUGAUGCAAUAUUUUAAUUAAUUCAAGCUAGUGUAGCCAAAAAAAAAACUUAUCGGUGUUUUCAUUCUGUUUUUGUUAACUGUUGCUUCACUGCUGAUCACAAAAUCCACCUGGAGAAGAGCAGGCUGAUAAAUAACGUGCAUACUUCCCAAUAACAUGCUCUGGAUGGUUUGUAGCAUGACAAUGAACAAGUUUCAAAUGCUAUUACUUCUAUCAAUUUCCUCCUUAAGAACUAUAGGUACCAAAAACAUAUUAGCUUUUCUUGAGGAUGAAAUGCUGCAUUAAAGUUGACAGUAAUUCACGGUAUCAACCAUUUGACGGUAUACAGUACAUCUGUGUCUCCCUCAAACUAAAAUACAUUAAUUUUACUGAUGGGUUUUUUUUUGGCUCCCAGUUCUCUUGUUGAUGGUAAUUGAAUUGGAGAUUGGAAAAAUUUCCCGCAUCUUUUCUGUUUGAAUGAAAAAGACACAUCAAGUUAUUGAUCAGGAAGAUAUGUGAUCGUAUGCAUUGUCAUUAAUUUAUGGAGAUUUCUGUUACUUCAUUGUACUUGUGUAACAUUAAUAGCUGUUGCAAUCUUCGUAAUUUGGAAUGUAUGGCUAUUUAAUUAAAGUGCUAUGGUACAUACUGCUCAGUAUUUGAAGCUGACUAAAUGUGUACAAGGUAAAACAUUAAAGAAUGUGAAAUGUCCAGGGGGUGGGGGUGUCUCAUUCAGAAAUCAUGUCACAAAAACUUAAGUGUCAAUAAAUAUAUUUAAAUAUUUGGACUUUUGUAAAACUAUCUACUUAAUAAAAAAAACACGUUGAAUGUGCAGAACUCAGUUUGAAAAUGAAUUCUUGUAUGCUUUAUAUGAAUCUGAAUUUUGUAUGGAUUUUAAUUAAUGUGCAUGGAGCUUAUUUGGCUGCUACUAUUGUAUUAACUUGCAAAGCAACAAACAUUCCAGUUUGAAACUAUAUUGUGGGUUAUUAAGGCCAACGACAUGUUUUGAGUAUUGCUAGCAAGAUUAUACUCUGCAUGAAGUGUUAACUUCCUUAUGCCUUUAAAAUAUUUGGUGGUUGAUCAUCUAUUUUCUGUAAAUGAGCCUUGCACUACAGGUUAUAGUUAUUAAUAAAUUUUAUUGUUUUGCAUGUUUGAUAAUCAUCCAGCCUUCCCUAAAGGGGAAGAGAUAUAUGUUAUGCCAAAGGUUCCUUUAACGCUGUUUACUUUCUGUGACACUCAAUUUCUGAACUGUCCUCAAUGUAACAUUGCAAUUUGACCUUGUAUGGAACAAAUGACCAUGUGAUUCAACAACAAUAAAUCAUCUCUUAUCAGAUAAUCCAUGAUAUUUUUAUAACACAUUAAAGUACACAUCAUUUAUCAGUAGUGAGGUUAUUUACCUUGUCUAAUUAAUAUAAAAUAACUACUAAACUUUCACUUUGUUAUUGAUUAUGACUGACUAGGGUAAUAAGAUAAACAGUAUUUUGAGAUAAUUGCACCUUAUUUUCUCAUGUUGCAUGCUUAAGUCCUGGAAGAAUAUGGUCCACAGUGUUCAGCUGGUAUCUUUAUAAAAACAUGUCUCAUUUGCAUCAUACAUCCAGGGCUAAUGUUAAAUAAAUGUGUAUUUCAAGAGUAGCUUGAUAGAAACUUUCCAUUGCAGAACACAACAAAAAGACCAAAGAGUACAACAAAAGGCUUUAUCUUUUAAUUAAGUUUAGUUUUUCUUUUGCUGUAAAUAGAGGCAGAAUAUUUUUCAGGUCAGCGAAGUUUUAUUGGUUUUGGAAUUUGAAGGUGUAUCGGUGUCAGAGCUGUGACUGAGAUUCAAAGAGGGGACAAUGAGGAUUCAAGCUAACAUGUUCUCUUUAAGAAGAACUUCUAGAUCUGGGUGUUGAGGGGUUAUAGAGUAGGAUUAAGCAGAAUGUUGAAGCUCGUAAAGACAGAAAGCACUACACUAUGGAAGUUCUAGACAAAAUCGUAUAGAUGAAAAUUAGAAAGGAAAUUAAGAAGGCAAAGGGGGUCUAAAAAUCGCAAAUGCCAUCACAAAUGAGUGUUCAGUGUGGUGUAGUUUAUUGGGGAAGAUGAAACAUUGACCAUUAUAAGCAGACAUUAGAAGUAUUAAGGGGUUUAAAGGGAUUAAAAACCAUCAUCCCAGAUGAAAUAUACUUCAGGUUGCUAAAGGCAGUAAAUAGAAGGUCCAGCUAUUAUUUUUCGGUCCUUUCGAGCUGCAUUGGUGACGCUGGAGGUCUGAAACAUGACUGAAGGGGGUGCUGUUGUUUAAAAGGAUCGAAGGAUAUGCGCUGUGUAAUUUGAGGCCAAUUGGAUGAAUGUUGAUGAUGGUUGAACCAUCCAAUUGUGUAACCCAUUGGUUAAUGUGGCACAUACUAAUCAAGGGCAGUUGGCGUAGAUCCAUUAAAGGAAGGGGUACGGCCAAUGCUUGAACUUCUGGAAGAAGGAACAAAUGGAGGAAAAGAAACUGAUAGGUUCCAGGUAGAGUUCAGAAAAGUUAUUGAAGCAUGCCGCUGGGGAGAUGGAUCAGACAAAUAAUCUGAGGGAUCCAGUGUAAAGUAGAAUGGUAUAUCCAAAGUUAGUGCUGCAGUGGCAGGAAGUAACAUGUUUGCAGUGAAUUGCUCAGUACUAGGUUCCAUGAUUCUCACGGCAUAUAUUAAUGAUACAGUUUUAAAUGUAUGAACCUUACUUAAGUUUGCAGUUGAUUUUUAAAAAAAUAGCUGUAUAGUUAGUAGUGAGAAAGAAAAUUGUAGAAGUAAAAUAAUAAUUAGAUCUGGUGGGCAAAGAAGUGGCAAACAGCACUAUAUUUGCAGAAACAUAAGAGUAGAUAUGGGUUUUGAAAACAAGGCGAGAGUAUACCAGUAGCACAAUAAAUGUUGAGCCAGGACCUUGUAGUGCAUGUUCACGACUCUCUGAAGGAGCAGGGCAGAUGGUUAAAAAGAUACAAUCAAUACUUUGUGUGCAUGGCUGAAACAAGGGCAAGGAAAACAUGCUGGGACGACUGGUUAGGUCACGGCUAGAAUAGUGUGUAUCCUUCUGGUCAUCACAGUACUGCAAGGUGCAGAAGGGAUUAACUAAGCUUGAAAAAUUGUAACUAUGAGAGGAGAAUACCCAGGCGAGGGUUGUUCUUGAAGUGAAGAAUAAUUGAAAGAAAUUUAUUUGCGCAGUAUAAAAUUAUGAGCAGCUGAGAUGAGGGAGUUAAUCCUCUUUAAGGUGAGGUCAGAUGGAAAGCAUGGAUUUAAAUAGAUAGAUUAGAGGAGAUUAAGGGAAAUGAACGAAACACCUGGACUGAGCCUUGUGUCUGGUCAGCCAUUCAAUAGUAGCUCAUCUGUUUGCACCCUCUCUUCCUGACCACCAUCCUGUCGAAUAAGUUCCAGCACAAGUUGCAAUUUAAAUCUCAAUCUGAGCAGAGGAGAGAGGAGAACCCAGAUCAUGAGGGCCAUAUGCCCUUAAUAAUGCCAUAUGGGUUCAUUUCUAUUUUAAUGGGACAUUCACAGGUACUGUGAAGUUGUAACAGUGAGAAUUUUAUCUAUACAAUGUUAAGGCUGUAGGUAAACAAGGUUCAAACAUAUUUCUGGAUUAAGGAGUUAACUUGAUCUUAAUCCCUGGAAGUUGUUUGAAUAGUGGGGGGGGGGGGACUAGAAGUACAAGUGAAGUGAGCUAAAUUCUCAAAAGAACUUUAGUAUAGGCAGCUGUCUUUAGUCUACAUUCCACUUUCCAGCACUGACAACACAUCUAUUGAUUCCUUUAAUAUCUAAAUAUCUAUUCAUCUCUGGCCUCUAGCUUGUGUGUGGCUUGGCUUGAAGCUAGAUGCUUCCUCAAUGUCUUUUUCCUCAGUCUGCACUCCUACUUGAGACCUGUAGACUGGAUGUUUAUGCUAGGCAGGUAUCCUGGGGCACUAAUUAUAAACAGAAAUGGCAGGUCACUCGUUUAGAUUGGCAGGCUGCCCAGAAAGUGUUUGCCUGCGUUUGGAAAGAUGUGGGAUGCCGCAGAGGAAGGGUAAGAGCCAGAGUGGAGGAAGGCCAUGCAUUCAGUUGCAAGCAACAGUGAGAUUUGUGCCAGAUGACAUGGAAGUGGUGAUGGGAACACAUUCGCUCGACAACAAGUAAACAAAUCAAUCUUUUUGUGUGUCUCAUUGUACUGGCAGCCAGACUAGUUAGCCAUGGGAAUACGUUUGGAAUAUAUGUAUCGCAAUGUGACCCUCAAACAGUCAUCUGCGGAGAGAGGUUGGUAUUUAUGUGGGAUACAGUACAUGUGUUAUUUUUAGUUGGCUCCUGAUGUGUGCCAGUGGUGAGAGUCUAUCUGUACCUCUCGAGUUCCCUAUUUUCUCCUCCUUGCCUCUCUCGGGAACUAACAGUUUAACAGUUCAGAAAGAAAUUUCAUGAGGUUGCAAUGGAUGAAGGACAGAAAUAAGUGUCUUUGUCCACCUCUGCCUUCAUAUGCUCUUUUUGCAAAUCUUAUCAAUUCUUUGUUUUUUUUGCAUCUUUCUUACUGAUCUUUGACUUUUUAGAAAAAUUACAUCAAACCUUUUGACUAAAGGAUUACACACAAACUUAAA